UUGCCUCGCCAAUUCGACAAAAAGCUUUCAUUAGCUACGCUUUCAGGCCAGAUCCCAUACCGACCAACUGGCCGCCAGUCUUCGGCUAUCUCACUUCACACGCCCUGCUAUCCACCAGUAUCUUGCUCAAUUUCUGCCUCCACUGCUACAGGAAGUGGUGUGCUUUACCCAAGCCGUCAAGGACGCAGCCUAUCACGACCCUCAUUACUUCUACUUGGGUCUGGUGCAGCUGGAUCCUUGGGAGAGUCAGCUCUUGGAAACAGUCAUAUUUGCAAUGGCUAUGCGGAAUCUGGACACGGGGUCCUCACGAGUCGCAGCGGUUCGGUUCAGGGCAGUGUGGGCGCUGCCUCAUCUGUUUCCCUACUCUGGCUCGGUACCUCUAGAGCUAGUCGGCGUCCUAGGUCUGGAACCCCAAGGGCACUACGUCGAGGACCAGUGACUCCAGCAGGAGCGUCUGUUACACCCGGCUUUGCUGGCUUUUGGGGUCGCCGAACACCUGGAUACGCUUCUACGCUCACUUGGUUGGCUGAUUCAGUGACUCAGGUUGCCGUCGGUAGCGUCCCCUCUUUUGAUAAUUCAACAGAACCGAACAGUCCUCAACUAAAGCCUACUCAGAAAAACCUCCUUGCUGACUAUACUUGUGCUGAAGCCGUAAACUCAAAUCACAGAUUAUUACAACCUUCCACCUCAUCUGCUUGCGGUUCAGUAUCACCCUCAUUACCCGCUUCAUCUGCUCAUGGUCCAACUAUCCAACCACCUGCUAUUGCCUAUCCCCUCGUUUCACUUCACCUUGAAUCACUUCCCCAAUCGUUAAACCUUCAUGCACGGGCCACCUCGGCCUCCACCACUAAGUGGGACUUUCUUUCUGAUAACUCAACAAUUAAUGCUCGUGCUGCGGGAGUUAAUGCCAAAUUUAUGGAGACGAAUUCAUUCCAAAUUCCUGAUGAUGAUAUUUUCGAUGGUGUGGUUGGAAUGACCGAUGAUAAAGCACUCCAUCGAAAUUGUUAUAGAUCUGGCAAAGAAAAUCAAAGCGAAUCGAGAGCUGAAGUUGCCAAUGGGAUUGGCCUUGGUCAUGGGGCUACCUGUGCGUCUAUUGCUCUACCUGCAUGUGCUCUUCUACCGGAUUCACACUUGGCUGUACCGCCGAGCUCCACAAAUCAUUUGUUGUUACGCAAUGCGACUUGGAAGUCGGGUAAUCCGUAA
This is a messenger RNA of Protopolystoma xenopodis, 1203 nucleotides long. The record is from the annotation of a GenBank genome assembly. NCBI's taxonomy places the organism in Eukaryota, Metazoa, Platyhelminthes, Monogenea, Polystomatidea, Polystomatidae.